GAUUGCUGUGUAAAGUAAGGUUAAGAAUAUGAAAGUUAAUAACGAACGCAAUUUUUAAUUAACUAGUUUUUUAAACAUUUAUUUGAAUAAUUAUUUCCCAUUAUAUAAUAACAAGAAAAUGUGGUGACUACAAAAGCUCAGAACUUUAAUAUUUGAUAUAGUUUUAUCCAUUAUAUUUUUUUGAGAUAUUUUUCUAAAAAGUACCCUCAAAUGUCUUCACCUCAAAACGUCUGGUUUAUGGUGGGUGCCAGUGUUGUAGGUUUAGUAGGCGCAGUUGGAAUAAUGAUAAUUGAAAAGUUGAGGCAGAAAAGAGAAGAACAAAUCUUGAAACAGCACAUUGAAUGUUUGGGCAAGGAAAUGCAAAAUAUACGAAAAGAAUUGGAUACUUUGAGAAAUAUACAGAAAAACACUUCUAAGAGAAGUAAGCGAUCUAAAACUAGUACAGCUUCCACCACUUCUACUGAUAGUUUUAUAAGUGCUACAGAUGGGGAUAGUUCAGAUUUAGAAUUUUAUGAUGUUAGUGAUGAAGAAGAGAAAAUUUCAGAUGCACUUGAGGAUACUCAUAGGUUUGCAGACCGAGUAGAUUUAGUGUUAGACAGUAGUAACAUUGAAGACCUGAAAAUUACAUUAGAAGAGUUAAAAGAUCUAAGUGAAGAGUUCCCAGAAGAUGCAAAUAUUCUCUGGAGAAUAGCAAAAGCCUGCUACAAAUUAGCUACAGAUAGUGAUAAUUUAAUUGAUAAAGAAGAAUACCUCAGACAGGGUAUUGAGGCAUGUAAGUCCGCUCUUAGAAUCUCACCAAAUAAUUGUGACAUUCAUAAAUGGUAUGCAAUACUGGUUGGCUCGAGGGCAGAAAUUCAACCAAUAAAGGAGCGCAUAGCUGACGGUCAUCUAUUUAAAAAGCACGUUGACAAGGCUCUCACACUUAAUCCUAAAGACUACAUGCUCCAUCAUAUGUUAGGAAGAUUUGCUUAUGAAAUAGCAAGUUUAAAAUGGUAUGAACGAAAAGUAGCAGCGACGCUAUUUGGGGAACCUCCAAGUGCCACCUAUGAGGAGGCCUUAAACUGUUUUCUUCAGGUUGAAAAAUAUUGCAAUCGAGAAUGGAAAGAAAAUAAAUUUUUUAUUGCCAAAUGUCAUUUUGUUCUCGGACAAAAGUCUGAGGCUAUCAAGUGGUUUAAGAAUGCAGAGGCUGUACCUAGUCAAAAUUAUUCAGAUCAUAAACUGCAACUUGAAAUAUUGGACAUGCUAAAGAAGUGUCAAAGUUGAAAAUAGUCUUUUAUAUUAUACCUAUUUUAAUGUGUAUUUUAUUGAGUAUGUUGGAUGUACAAUGGCUAUGGUGCUUCUUUUUCUAAUUGUUAUACGGGGUAUUGUUAAUGUAAGUAGUUGAAAAUGGUACGAUUUUCUUAUAUCACAUGUUAUUUGAUAUGAUAUUUGAUAGGUGAAUAUCAUUUUCUAUUACUUAAUGCAAUGACACAAAUUCGAUUUUAUUAUCUGAUAAAAAUGUGUAUUUUAUCGCUCAAACUGGAUAAGUUUUAAUAAAAUAGUUUAAAACAAA
Agrilus planipennis (emerald ash borer) is the source of this 1552-nucleotide messenger RNA. RefSeq names its product regulator of microtubule dynamics protein 1. NCBI's taxonomy places the organism in Eukaryota, Metazoa, Arthropoda, Insecta, Coleoptera, Buprestidae. The coding region runs from base 211 to 1263 and encodes 350 amino acids. The transcript has 7 exons. Gene Ontology annotation, molecular function: microtubule binding. The record is from RefSeq and is a predicted model, not a curated record. Gene Ontology annotation, cellular component: mitotic spindle pole; cytoplasm; spindle microtubule.